This is a messenger RNA of Haemonchus placei, 1239 nucleotides long. The record is from the annotation of a GenBank genome assembly. NCBI's taxonomy places the organism in Eukaryota, Metazoa, Nematoda, Chromadorea, Rhabditida, Trichostrongylidae.
AUGACAUCAAACGUCUAUACGAUCUCGUUUGUAUUGGAGAAAAUCCAUCAAGUUGUUCAACCCUACUUCGAACUUCGUCUUCGAUUCCAAGGCCAUGACUGGUGUAGCGUCGGCGAGGUUGAAACGAGUGAUUUACCAGUCGGCUUCACUUUCACCACUAUACUGACGUCGUUCAAAAACUCUCAACUGUUCACUAUCGACAUCAGUCUUUCUAAUGGAUCGUCGUUUUCGGCUCAACUUCAACUUUCGAAACUUCCUCAAAUGGAUGUUCUAUCGUCGCGAGGGAUGUCAGUCCUCUACUCGACUUCACAUGGUGCUCAAGUGCUUGCUAUAACGUUGGCCGUAAAAAUCACGAAGUAUUACCAUUCACCCACACAGGAAUAUGAAAUCAUAAGAACACAAUCCGAGACCCAGACCGAACGCAUCGAAACUCGAACUGUUCAAGUGCAGGUUCGUCGACGUUGCUCUACAACUGCGUCGAACACGGAGCUUCAUUUACUUACUGCAACCGAGCUCGAAGAUACGGUAGCAAACGUUGUUUCUCAGUAUUUGAAGCACCCGGAACCAUCAGUUCAACCUGGGCCAUCAGCCACGGAACCAGUGCGGCCGGUGCGGCCUAGUUCUGAGGGAGUGAAGAAGGCAGAAAAGCCUCUCAACGGGGCAUUGGGCAAGAAUCUGAUACCUCGCCUUCAAAAACUUCGAGUUCUCGACCGAAUGAUCGGCGAACGAACAGCACUGGUGGAACAUUUUGAUGCAAAUUUCGUGAAACAAGAGAUCGCCCGCAAAAAGGCAUUUAUACUCAAGUGCCGGAUGGCUAAAGACGAUUUGGGGCCUCCUACAAAACCGAAAGCCCCGCCGUCAAAGGCAUCCACCAAAUCAACCCGUGAGAUAGCGACACAGUCCGAAAAAGUAACUUCGCCGUCGAAAUCUUCUACUACAUCUCAAACGAAUUCUGAUUCGGAGAGCAGUGAAGAAUCAGAAGAAUCCGAAGACGAGUCAGAAGAAUCAGCUUCGACAUCUGCUGAAGAAACGUCGACGAGCGCAAGCAGUACCUCUUCAUCGAGGGAAACCGUCCUGAAGGUUAACCACCCUACAGUGCCGCCAGGAAAGCAGCCGGUUGAGAAGGAUGAAAGGGCCGAACAAACCACCAGGUCAUCUCCUCCACCUUUGUCACCAACCAGUCUCUACCUCAAACAACUUCGGGAAAAAAUUCUCAAAGAACGGAUGGGGAAGAUCUGA